Carassius auratus (goldfish) is the source of this 1601-nucleotide messenger RNA. RefSeq names its product deoxyribonuclease II beta (gene dnase2b). The transcript has 6 exons. NCBI's taxonomy places the organism in Eukaryota, Metazoa, Chordata, Actinopteri, Cypriniformes, Cyprinidae. Gene Ontology annotation, biological process: apoptotic DNA fragmentation. The record is from RefSeq and is a predicted model, not a curated record. The coding region runs from base 145 to 1191 and encodes 348 amino acids. Gene Ontology annotation, molecular function: deoxyribonuclease II activity.
GAUCUCGGUCAUAAGACAAACUUCCUCUUUUUGACAUGAGAGCAGCUAUUUUGACUUCACAGCUUGGAAUACGCGAGAAAGCGUCUCUCUGUUUUCAUUUAAGCAGGAAAUACAGAUGGUUUAUUCACUUUGAAUCAGACUGAGAUGUUAAGGUUGUUUCGAGUCUGUGUGUAUACGCUGUUGUUUUUUAUCAGUUUUUCAGAGGCAGUGAUAUCCUGUUUAAAUGAGGAUGGUCAGCCUGUUGACUGGUUCAUUAUUUACAAACUUCCCAUUUACAAGAUGGAAGUUAAGGGAAGUGGAGUGGAUUACAUGUAUCUGGAUCCAUCAGUCGUGGAUUUCCAGAUGAGCAAACAUACAGUCAACAGCAGUAAAGGAGCUUUAGGAAGAACACUGACACAGCUUUACUCCAGAUAUACAUCUAACGGCUCAGUCUAUAUGGUUUACAAUGACGCUCCACCAGAACUGAAGUACCCAAGCAACUAUGGACAUACAAAAGGCGUACUGAUGUUUGACCACUCUCAGGGAUUUUGGCUCACACACAGUGUUCCUCAUUUCCCUCCGUUUCCAGAGAGAAAUUACAGUUACCCAUCUACAGGAAAAUACUACGGACAGACUCUGCUCUGUAUUACAUACAACUACGCACAGUUCCCUCAAAUAUCAUGGCAGUUAGCAUAUCUUAAUCCACGCAUGUAUAACUGCUCUGUCCCUAUGGCAUUUCGCCCGGACUUUGCAGUCAUGGCACAGAUUUGUGAUGGUAAGACACCUGCCAUUAAAAACAGAAGAAGUCUGCAGAAGCUGAAGUCCGUCCGAGGACAAACUUUUUUCAGUUUUGCCAAAUCACACAACUAUGUGGAUGAUAUUUACACUGGUUGGGUGGCUCAAGCAUUGGGGACAGAUCUGCUGGUGGAGUCAUGGCUGCACCAGGCACAUCGGCUCCCCUCCAACUGCUCACUUCCCCGGCACGUGAUGAACAUUGACAGAGUUCGUCUUCCAGGACCGCAGAUGUUCAGAAGCUAUGAGGAUCAUUCAAAGUGGUGCGUGUCUUAUGCAUUCAAAGACCAGUGGGCAUGUCUGGGGGACUUGAACAGAGACAGUGGCCAGGCUGGCAGAGCUGGUGGGCUGAUAUGUUCUCAAAGCUCAGUCAUUUAUAAAGCUUUCCGUCAAGCCAUGGCUGGGUAUAAACACUGCUGAAAAAAAUACCUUCAGUACAUUGACUUUUGUGCAUGCAUUAACCACUUUUGAAAACCUAAUCAACAAAAGAAAAACAGUUUGUUUUUUAACCAAGUUUUAAAGUUGUUUUAUUUUGUAUCAAACCUUUAUGACAUGUCAUUCCAAACCUGUUUAUGUUAAUAUGUUCUGUGAAACACAAAAUAAAACAGUUUUUUUUUUUUGAUAAUUGAAAGAAAUAUUUUUGAAGUUGUAUAUAAAACAAAGAUCACUGGAGUGAUGUUUGUUUAAUAAACACAUUUAUUCUGUACGCAAAUUCACAUUUAAUUCAAUCUGUUGUGUGCCAUGUCUUUGUAGUUACUUGUAAAACUAGUGAAAUAAAAAAAAAUGAAUUAAGAAGGUGAAUUAAAAAGAAUGAAUUAAUUGAAUACCUG